Phytophthora sojae is the source of this 996-nucleotide messenger RNA. RefSeq lists its product as hypothetical. Lineage: Eukaryota; Oomycota; Peronosporomycetes; Peronosporales; Peronosporaceae. The record is from RefSeq and is a predicted model, not a curated record. Gene Ontology annotation, biological process: pectin catabolic process. Gene Ontology annotation, molecular function: polygalacturonase activity. Gene Ontology annotation, cellular component: extracellular region. The annotation marks the transcript as partial. The transcript has a single exon.
ACUUCGUCCGCCUGCACGCUGACGGGCACUUACUCCAAGGGCGCGGACGUGUCGACGUGCAAGAACAUCGUGAUCAAGGACCUGAGCGUCCCCGCGAGCACCACGCUGGACUUGACCGCUGUCGCCAAGGGCGCGACCAUCACGUUCGAAGGCACGACGACUUUCGAGCAGGCCGAAUGGGAGGGCCCUCUUGUCCUCCUGACGGGCACCGAUCUGACGGUCACGGGCACCGGCACCCUCGAUGGCCAGGGCGCUUUGUACUGGAAGAAGGGCACGUCGAUCACCCGCCCGGUCUUCUUCCGCCUCAAGCACGUCAUGUCCUCGACGCUCAAGGGCUUCAAUAUCAAGAACUCGCCCUACCGCACGUUCAGUGUCCUCGACUCGGAAGACACGACCAUCAGCGGCCUGACCCUCGACUCCAAGGCGGGCGACGGCGUCGCCAAGAACACGGACGGCUUCGACUUGAGCCGCAACAACCGCCUGACGAUCUCCGGCUGCACGGUGUACAACCAGGACGACUGCCUCGCCAUGCAGUCCAGCAACGACACGACCUUCACGGGCAACACGUGCAGCGGCGGUCACGGAAUCUCGAUCGGUUCUCUCGGCGGUGACUCGGUCACGGAAUCCGACACGGUCAGCGGCCUCACCGUCAAGACCAACAAGAUCAUCGACAGCGUGAACGGCAUCCGCAUCAAGACGAUCGUCGGCAAGCAGGGAGCGGUCACCGGCGCCACGUACACGGGAAACACGCUGUCAAACGUCAAGAACGCCAUCGUCAUCCACUCGGACUACAGCAAGGACAAGGGCGGAUACACGGGCUCUGCGACGAGCGAGGUGACGAUCUCGGACAUCACCGUGUCCGGGCUAUCGGGCACCGCCGACAAGAUCUACGACAUCCUCGUCAACCCCAAGGUGGUGUCGGGCUGGACGUUUUCGGACAUCACGGUGAAGGGCGGCUCGGGCAGCUGCAGUGGCGAGCCGAGCGAUGUCAAGUGC